Molecule: messenger RNA, 2857 nt
Organism: Harpegnathos saltator (Jerdon's jumping ant)
Lineage: Eukaryota; Metazoa; Arthropoda; Insecta; Hymenoptera; Formicidae
Exons: 2
Coding region: 78-530 (150 amino acids)
Source: RefSeq, a predicted model, not a curated record
UGAAUACUUUUGGUCCAAGCAAAGUCCCGAUUAAAAAGUUCUUGCAGUUUUCAUGUUUGCGGUGUUAGUCAGCGAUAAUGAAAUUUACUCCGCAAGAAUAUACUGAUAUGAUUGUAUCAUACGGGAUGGCGGGGGAAAAUGCAAGUGCUGCGGCACGGAUUUAUGCCGAACGAUUUCCUGGGCGCGCACAAUAUCCUUCGAGACGCGUAAUUUUUCGUGUAGUGCAACAAUUACGCGAAACGGGAUGCCUCGUACACAACGAAAGGGCAUCUGGUGCUGGUGCACCAAUGCGUCUUCGUGUGCAAGACGAAGAGAAAAUAUUAAGAACAUUUCACGAAAAUCCUGGGAUCAGCGUGCGGCGUAUGGCACAGGAAUUAGGAAUCUCGCGGUACGCGGUGCAUCACACUUUACGUGCGAACGACUUGCCUCCGACAGAGUUAUCAGCGUGUGCAACAACUCCUACUGAAGAAUCAAUAACAACGGAACAAAUAAUAAUCAAGUGUGAAGAUAACACGUGGGAUGAAAGAUGAAAUGAUGAAGAAACAAGACGGAGAGAUUCUCGCUUAACGAUAAGAUUGCUGCUGACUCACCUCGUGCCUACUCCUGCCACACGGUCCGCUUAUCGAUGAUGAGACAAAGAUGGGGAAUGAUUGAUCGUCUGCGCUUUUCUAACUUACUAUCUUUGUCCUUAUAAAAUACUAUUUCCUUAAGGAUCUACAGAAGCCAUACUAGAGACCUCUCGCGGAGACCCGCGAACUAGGCAAAAUUAUAUUACAAAUUAUGAACAAAAUACGAAGAGAAUCACCUUAUAUGCAUGAUAUUUGCAAUCAGGAAAAAUAUCCGCAGGAUCGUACAGAGCGCUUUUCUGGAAAAAAAGUCGAAAUAAAAAUCGAUUAAAUAAUUUGCAUGAACGUUCAUCCCGCGGUGCAGCACAAGCCUAUAUUUUCAUUUAUUACAAAUUUUCAAGAACCUAAAUGCAAAAUCAGACUCUGUACCGACCUAGAUACUAAUAUAAGCAAGAUGUCUAUGUAAGUCUCAUAAGCAAAUAUGAUGUCUGCGUGGCAAAAUAUGCUUGGUGCAGAUAACACGGAAAGUGUAGCCCAGCUGUACUAUGGUGCAGUCUAUAUGACCUAACUGCCUUGCGUUCACGCGAGUAAUACAUUAGCAUUAGCGUAUAUAUGAGCAGUGCAUAAAUAUUGCCGUGUGUAUAUGUAUGAAUACCUUCCAGCUUCCAUUUUAAAACAUAAGAUAUUUUGUCACGUUGAUGUUAUGUAUUACCGCAAAGUUGUUAUGAUACAUCUUUUGCAUUAUACCCGAGGCCCUUAUAAAGGCAGAUUUUUUAAUGAAGCCGUAAAUAAUUUUUCAUAAACAAAUAAAAUGUCAGCAGUACCAAGCGUCGCAGCAAGUCACGAGCGAUACAAUUUUACUAGAAAAGAUAUUCUACCUCGUUAACGAUAUAUGUAACCACCAAAUUAAUAUGGAACAUUCCUUGAACUAUUAUCGAGAUCCCUACAGAGCCAGAUUUUGCAAUCCGACCUUCCAAAACUUAUAAUAUAUUAAUAAAACGUACGUCGUACGAAACAUCGCAGCGAGUCCCGCGAAAUACCAUGUUACAAGAAAAAAUAUUUUGCCUCGUUGCUAUCAUAUAUCACCACCAAAUUGUUAUAACAUAUUCCUCGAUCUAUUCCCGAAGUUUCUACAAAGCCAGAUUUCGCAAUCAGGCCGUCUAACGUUUAUCAUAAAUAAAAGAUGCACCAAGCGUCAAGGCGGAUCACGCGAAUACAAUUUCACAAGAAGAGAUAUUCUGUCUCGUUGACGAUAUAUGUAACCACCAAAUUGAUAUGGAACAUUCCUUGAACUAUUAUCGAGAUCCCUACAGAGCCAGAUUUUGCAAUCCGGCCGUCCAAAAUUUAUAAUAUAUUAAUAAAGCGUGCGUCGUACGAAACAUCGCAGUGAGUCCCGCGAAAUACCAUGUUACAAGAAAAAAUAUUUUGCCUCGUUGCUGUCAUAUAUCACCACCAAAUUGUUAUAACAUAUUCCUCGACCUAUUCCCGAAGUUUCUACAAAGCCAGAUUUCGCAAUCAGGCCGUCUAACUUUUAUUAUAAAUAAAAGAUGCACCAAGCGUCAAGGCAGAUCACGCGAAUACAAUUUCACAAGAAGAGAUAUUCUGCCUCGUUGACGAUAUAUGUAACCACCAAAUUGAUAUGGAAUAUUCCGUGAACUAUUAUCGAGGUCCCCAGAGCCAGAUUUUGCAAUCCGGCCGUCCAAAAUUUAUGAAAAAUAAAUGAAGCGUCCGUUGUACCAAGCAAUCACUCGAAAAAUUAUUUUACGAGAAGCAAAAUUUCGCCUUGUUGACGAUAUGUAUAAUUGCUAAACUGUUAUAGCACCUUCCUUGAACUAUCCCCGAGAACUCUACAGAGCCAGAUUUUGCAAUCCGGCCAUAAAAAAUUUAUCAUACGUUAAUAAAGCGUCAGCCGUACCAAACGUCGCUGCGAGUCACUCGAAAUAUCAUUUUACGAGAUGUAAUAUUUUGUCUCUUUGACGAUACGUAUUAUUACCAAGUUGAUGCAGCAUUUUCUUCAUACUAUUCCCGAGAUCGCUAUAAAGCCGGAUUUUGCAAUCCGGUCGUCAAAAAUUUAUAAUAUAUAAAUAAAGCGUCCGUCGUACCAGGCGUUGGAGUGAAUUACUCGAAAAAUCAUUGUAGGAGAUGCAAAAUUUCACUUUGUUGACGAUAUGUUUCACCACCAAAUUGUGUUAGCAUCUUUUUUCAACUAUCCCCGACAAACCUACAGAGCCAGAUUUUACAAUCAGGCCGUGAAAAAUAUAUCGUAAGUAAAUAAAGAUGUAUGAAGCGUC